GAAUUCUUUCGAAUCAAGUGAUGUACCUAAAAUCAUUGACUACCUCAAUAUACACACAAUGUCAUUGCUUGGUCCUAACAAGAAACAACAAACAACUGCUGAAGCAGUUAGAGAAGAGUUUAAAAAUAUCCAAACAUUAUCAGAAUUAUUCACUGUACUACAAGACAAAUACAUAUCAUGGUUCAACUAUAAACUAAUAAUAAAACUUGUUGGAGUAUUUCUACCAAAAAAUCGUUCAUUAAAGAGGACUUGGUCGUCAUAUGAAGAGAAGUUAAAGGAUUAUUUUAUAAACAGUGGAGGACUAUUGAAAGAUGCUGAUGCUGUACAGUUUGGUGUAAAAGGCCUUCCUCCUGGUACACGAGUAAUGAUUGCUAAAGUUGACAGAGAUGACUACACACUGGAUGACAUAUUCUUCUUUCGUAGAGCAAUACCAGAAGGCUUGGAUAUUCCUGAAUAUGAUCUUCACUUCUGUUUUGUCUACGAUGGUUCUCUCUGUUUGGGUUACCUCAUUCCUGAGUAUCUUUAUUCUUUAUUAUUUCCUCUAACUACAAAGCUACAGCAACAGUUAGCUAGUAUUGGUAUCACUGAACUAACAUGUGGUGAAGAUAAAUAUGAUCUAAGAGAGUUCUCGAUAGAAGAGGUUAAGCACUCAUCCACUGAUAUUGGUAAGUAAA
Messenger RNA from Amphimedon queenslandica, 674 nucleotides. RefSeq lists its product as uncharacterized. The coding region runs from base 59 to 673 and encodes 204 amino acids. The record is from RefSeq and is a predicted model, not a curated record. NCBI's taxonomy places the organism in Eukaryota, Metazoa, Porifera, Demospongiae, Haplosclerida, Niphatidae. The transcript is spliced from 2 exons.